AUGGCCGGUCCCAGAGUCACCGGAGCCUUGGGCGGUGGGACGACCGUUUCUGGAUCGCGUCUGUCGUCGCCGGUGAUGAUCCUGGCAAGUACAUGGACAAGGAGAAGAACUACUUCAAUAAAUCCGGUAGAAAUGUCUGACGAAACCCUGAUUGACCUCUCGGAUGAACAGAACAUGAAGUCGAUAUACUUCAACACUCUGUCAUAUUUCUCGUCCAGGAUGUCUACUGGCGCCGCGAUCGAGAUGUAG
Molecule: messenger RNA, 249 nt
Organism: Exophiala oligosperma
Lineage: Eukaryota; Fungi; Ascomycota; Eurotiomycetes; Chaetothyriales; Herpotrichiellaceae
Exons: 2
Coding region: 1-249 (82 amino acids)
Source: RefSeq, a predicted model, not a curated record